Nothobranchius furzeri (turquoise killifish) is the source of this 2105-nucleotide messenger RNA. It is a transcript of the gene dnajc2, whose product is annotated as DnaJ (Hsp40) homolog, subfamily C, member 2. Lineage: Eukaryota; Metazoa; Chordata; Actinopteri; Cyprinodontiformes; Nothobranchiidae. Gene Ontology annotation, cellular component: cytosol. Gene Ontology annotation, molecular function: ribosome binding; Hsp70 protein binding. Gene Ontology annotation, biological process: 'de novo' cotranslational protein folding; regulation of translational fidelity. The record is from RefSeq and is a predicted model, not a curated record.
CGGAGUUCUCAGUAGCGACACCGGUGAACGCGUUCUCGGAUUGGCACUUGCACAGUGAGGCCCAUGUGGACCUUCAAUGAGCGGGCCACAAACUUCUGCACUUUAGCGGGUUUUCAUUAGAUAAUUGUUCCCGGUAAUUGUCUGCUUGUGACCUUUUCCCAACAUGCUGCUAGAAGCGACGGACGGUGACGAGACGGUGGUGUUUAAGGCGGCCGCCGCAUCGAUUCAGGUUCUGGUGGAGCCGGUGGGGCGGUGGUUCGAGGCGUACAUCAGGAGGAGAAACAGGAACCUUUCAGCCUCUUUCCAGGAGCUGGAGGAGGAGGAGUCAUCCUCGGAGGAGGAGGAUGAUGAGGAGUUUCAGCUUCAGGAGCAUCCCAUGCUCCGAACACUUGAUCCUAAAGAUUGGAAGAAUCAGGAUCACUACGCCGUCCUCGGACUCCCACACUUGAGGUACAAAGCAACACAGAGACAAAUCAAAGCUGCCCACAAAGCCAUUGUGCUGAAGCACCAUCCUGACAAAAGGAAAGCUGCUGGAGAACAAAUUGUUGAAGGGGACAAUGACUACUUCACCUGUAUAACUAAAGCUAUUGAAAUCCUGUCUGAUCCCGUUAAAAGAAGAGCCUUUGACAGCGUCGAUCCCACCUUUGACAAUGCCGUGCCUUCCAAGAGUGAAGGCAAAGAGAACUUUUUUGAGGUAUUUUCUCCCGUAUUCGAAAGAAACGCCAGAUGGUCAUCCAAAAAGCUCGUCCCCUAUCUCGGAACGGCUGAGUCUUCUUUUGAAGAAGUGGACAGUUUCUACUCGUUUUGGUACAACUUUGACUCGUGGAGGGAGUUCUCUUACUUGGACGAAGAGGAAAAGGAAAAGGCUGAAUGUCGAGAUGAAAGGAGGUGGAUCGAAAAGCAGAACCGAGCCUCCAGAGCUCAGAGGAAGAAGGAGGAGAUGAACAGAAUACGCACGCUAGUUGAUUCGGCCUAUGGCUGUGACCCUAGAAUAAAGAAAUUCAAGGAAGAAGAAAAAGCCAGGAAAGAGUCUGAGAAGAAAGCAAAAGUUGAAGCCAAGAAGAAGGAGCAGGAGGAGAAGGAGAGGGCACGGCAGGCAGAGCUGGAGACGGCGCGUUUAGCAAAACAGAAGGAGGAGGAGGAGGCCAGGCAGGCAGCACAGCUGGCAAAGAAGGAGAAGGAGGUCCAGAAGAAAGCCAUCAAGAAGGAGAGGCAGAAACUCAGAACCACCUGCAAGAACUGGAAUUACUUUGCUGACAAUGAAGCGGAGAGCGUGAAGAUGAUGGAGGAGGUGGAGAAGCUCUGUGACCGUCUGGAGCUGACCAGUUUGCAGUCCUUGAAUGAAAUCCUGACCUCAGGCUCAAAAGAAGAGAGCAAAGCUGCAGUUGAGAAGCAGGUGCAGGAGGUGAACGCCCUGCUGCAGAAGGAGAAGGAAGCCGAGGUCCAGGCCAGGCAGGCAGCUCGCAACGCGGAGCAUGCCAGCGGAGGAGGAGGAGGGGGGAAGGGAUGGAACGAGGAUGACCUCCAGCUGCUCAUCAAAGCUGUUAACCUGUUCCCUGCUGGAACCAACGCCAGAUGGGAAGUUAUUGCCAAUUACAUGAACUUGCACUCCACCAGCGGCCUGAAGAGAACGGCCAAAGAUGUCAUCAACAAAGCCAAGAAUCUUCAGAAACUUGAUCCACUACAGAAAGACGAGAUAAACAAAAAAGCCUUUGAGAAGUUCAAAAAGGAGCACACGUCCGUGCCGCCCUCCAUAGACAAUGCUCUGCCCUCAGAGAGGUUCGACGCUUCUAGUGGGGAAGGUAACGCCAACCCCUGGACCACAGAGGAACAGAAGCUUCUGGAACAGGCCCUGAAGACCUACCCGGUCAGCACACCAGAGCGGUGGGAGAAGAUAGCUGCUGCAGUCCCCGGACGAACCAAGAAAGACUGUAUGAAGAGAUACAAGGAACUGGUGGAGAUGGUCAAAGCCAAGAAAGCUGUUCAGGAACAAGUGGCAGCCAAGAAUAAAAAAUGACAAGAGCCACAAACAACGAUAGAAUCUGUCUUAUUUUAAUGUUAUUGUGUUAUUCUUUAUUUUAUAAUAAAAAAGACUAAAGACAAGA